This is a messenger RNA of Mobula hypostoma (lesser devil ray), 2792 nucleotides long. RefSeq names its product leukotriene B4 receptor 1-like. Gene Ontology annotation, biological process: phospholipase C-activating G protein-coupled receptor signaling pathway; positive regulation of cytosolic calcium ion concentration; complement receptor mediated signaling pathway. The transcript has a single exon. The record is from RefSeq and is a predicted model, not a curated record. Lineage: Eukaryota; Metazoa; Chordata; Chondrichthyes; Myliobatiformes; Myliobatidae. Gene Ontology annotation, cellular component: plasma membrane. Gene Ontology annotation, molecular function: complement component C5a receptor activity; G protein-coupled receptor activity. Bases 796 to 1809 code for a protein of 337 amino acids.
UACCAGUAAUGGUUGUAUCAUCAGUAAAUUUAUAGAUGGCACUUGAGCUAUAACUAGCCACAUAGUUAUGUGGGAUAGAGAGAGUCGAGCAGUGGGCUAAGCACACAUCCCUCAGGUGGGCUAGUGUUGAUCGUCAGCGAGGCGGAGAUGUUACAGUAUUACCAAUCCGCACAGAUUGUGAUCUUGCAAUCUGUUUGGCAACGUUCAGAGUUAAAAUUCGAAUCACGCCACAAUUUACAAUGACCAGUUAAUGUUAUCAACCAGCAGGUCUUUGGACUGUAGAAGGAAACGGGGUAACUCCUUACAGGCAAGAGUGGGAACCCGUGUCGUCUGUACUGUACAGCUUGUGCCAAGCCCUACGAUCCCCCGCCGCCCCUAGACAUUUGGGAUCUCUGCACUCCUCCAGCUCUGGUGCUUGUAAUUUUCUGAUUUUGACCCCUCUACGAAUAACAUCGGUGCAACAACUGAAAAAUGAACUAUCAAAUCUUCCUUUCCCCCAUUAGGUUAAUUGUUUGACAGCCCUGUUAUUUUCUUUCUGUCGGUGACUUAAUGAUAAAGCACGGGAGACACCUGUUGUACACUUCAAGUUCUUUCUCUCGAGUCCCGAGUUCCUGUUUCUGAUAACCAGCGGGCUCUUAGUUAAUGGCACUUCCUUCGUACACCCAUAUAAGGCGGAAGUCAACGCAAAUUUCUAACAGCGGGUAGAAAGCGUUGAAUGCGCUUCGCCAGACAAAGCUGCGUUUCCAGGGGAAGUAAUUUUCCGUUAGAAUUUAUUUUAUGAAAGGAAUGAUCUAAAUGCCGAUUUCCAAUACAACUGUCGAUUACAAUGGGAGCGUGCAGACUUUGCCGGUGGAAAACGUGGUGGCUUGCGUUGUUCUUAGCUUGUCUUGUCUCAUUGGAAUACCCGGGAACUUGAUAGUGAUAUGUACAAUUCUUUUUAACAUUCCACGCCGAUCUUCCACGAUUAUACUCGUCUUGACCCUGGCUGUGGCAGACUUCGUGGUUCUCGUCACUUUGCCGUUUUGGAUUUACUCAUUCAGCGACGCGUGGAUUUUUGGAGUUGGGUUUUGGAAGCUGACGGUUUACCUGAUCUUCAUGUCCAUGUACGCCAGUGUGUUCCUUAUCAUGGUGAUGAGUUUGGAGCGUCUUUUGGGAGUUCUCCAGCCCUUUGCCAUUCAGAAGUGGCGGAAGAAAGGAACAAUCAGAAAAGUAAUUGUUUGCAUUUUGGUUGUAUCUACGCUUCUCGCUCUGCCCAAUGUGACUCUUGAAAUCAAGCUUGACGCAGAGGGGCGCCCGAUGUAUCGAGUAUACUCCUCCAGCCAACAGGAGAUAGGGCUUCUCCUGCUGAUAACCUUGGCGGGGUUUCUAGUUCCCUUCAUCACACUAAUGAUUUCUUACAGCGUCAUUUCCAAAAGGAUAAAACAGAUGACCUGCCAAAGUAGAAACAGAGCGGGGAAGUUAAUCGCAAGCAUUGUGAUUGCGUUUGUCGUGUGUUGGCUACCAUAUCACGCUUUGAACCUUUGCCGUGUUACCUCGCUGUUGACAAAGAAUUCAAAUGCCGAUUUCUCUAAUUCACUGCAAGUGAUUUUCCUCCGAUUGAAGGACGCUGCUGGAGCCCUGGCGUUUAUAAGUAGCUGUGUUAAUCCCAUCCUGUAUGCAUUCGCUGCUCGGAACUUUAAAACGGGAUUUAAAGCUUCAAAUCUUGCCAGAGUCUUUGAGCAAAUGAAUAGCAGUUUAAAAGAGAAACGGGACAGAGAGUCGAAUGAUCACGAACUUCGUUCUGAAUCGGCAUGUAUGCUCAAAACAUGAGCCCGCUUCAUCCGUCGAUGCACAUUAAAGCCUUUCCCCAUAUCCCGCAGUAAAACGUGCUUCUAUAUCAACUACAGUGAAAGACAGUGGACGUGACUGAGUGUGAACAACAACAUGCUCUCCGACUCAAAGCCCAUUUAACUGAUAACAACAAAAAGCAGUGUAUUAUGAUGUCCGUCUACUCUCGGCUGCUGCAUCGGUGAUCUCCAGCAGGAGUCAGAAGUGGGGAAGUUGGCUGAUCAUGGUAUAAUGUUGAAGUAUGAAGUAGGGCGUGUGUGAAUUCAGCAAGACCAAGACAACGCCAGGCUCUGAUUAAUAAGAGACUAUUGAUUUUUAACAAAAAAUGUUCAUCAACCUCCCCUUGAUAUCCAGCGGCAUUUACACCAACAUUCCUGAAGUCAUUGACCAGAGACCACUUUGGUAUUUUGUAGAGCUUAACUUGUCCUCUAAAUCUGAAAGUACUGCACUGUUUCAAGGCAUAAAUCUGGUGCGUAGAGACUUCUUGUCUGGAGAUACAGUUUCACGUUACUCAAUGAAGUCACAUCUCCCCGAAGAUCAAGACUAGUUUGACUGGUGUUAACGAGCAUGGCACCUCCACCACAGGGGCGCAGUGGUUGCAAUGUGUGCAGUCAACAAAAUACACAUCUGUUACUGAGACAAAGGCUUUCUGUCGGCGCUUCCCAUUACUGCAGUGUCCUCGUCCUAGAGGGGCAAAGGGAAAAAGUACAUGGGGAUGCCACUACUUAGCUGUACAACAUCCUGAGGUGAAAAUAUAUUGCUUUUGCUCCAUCAAGUCUGGGACAAAAAGAAUCUGUAAGACAUUCAUGUUCUAUGUUUUAUUAUAUGGAAUGCAGCAGUUCAUGGAUGCCACUCAAGAACUUUUAGGUAUGGGUAACAGAUGCUAGCCUUGUGUGAAAGAUUAUAAGGAAAAUUAUGUAUAAUGUUGCUGAUCUAUUGUUCAAUAAACUCAUGUUGAAUAAAGA